AUGGAAGAUACAGAAGGAGUCAAAGAGGUCGUGGAUGAGGACAUGGAAGAGGAUUUCUACAUGGACAAGGAAGAGGAUGUGGCCAAUAGAGGGAGGAAAAUCAAAAAGAUGAAAGAUUGUACGAGACAAAAAAUUCAAGACGUCGUGGAAGAGGAAGAUAUAUUCCAAGCCUCCUUACCUGCUGAUUCUCCUUGGGCUCUAACGGGUGACUUUAAUGUUUGCCUCAAGCUUGAUGAAGCUAGUAAUAAUCCUAAUAUCAUUACGACUGCUAUGAGGGAAUUUAGAGAUAUUGUGGAUACUUUGGAUAUCUUUGAUCUGAAUUUUUCAGGGAAAUUCUACACUUGGUGGGAUAGUAAUCUCAGCUCUCCAAUCUUUAAGAAGCUGGACAGAGUCCUCGUCAAUGCGAACUGGCCUGAUGUUUUUCCUCUCUCUCGAGCUCAAUUUUUCUCUCGAGGCUUAUCUGAUCAUAGUCCUGUAAUGACUUACCUUGGAGUUGAGGCCCCUAAGCUGUUCAAACCAUUUCAGGUUUUCCAACAUAUCAUUGAGAAUCCCAGUUUUCUACACACUGUGGACAGUGCUUGGUGUGAACCGAUUCAUGGUGAUCCAUGGUUUAUUUUAUCAAUGAAACUAAAAAGAGUAAAAACUGCUCUAAAACAGCUCAAUCACUCUAGUGGAAAUCUUCAUGAAGCUGUUCUCUCCGCCAGAAAUGCUCUUUUCACUUACCAGGAACAUCUUCCUGCCAACCCAUCAGCUGCUGCUAUGAAUAUCGAGGAGGAUCUGUGCUCUGCCUAUUCUAAAGCUCUAGCCCUCAGAGGAAAUUUUCUUAAAACAAAAAUCUAG
Messenger RNA from Daucus carota subsp. sativus, 840 nucleotides. RefSeq lists its product as uncharacterized. The record is from RefSeq and is a predicted model, not a curated record. The transcript is spliced from 2 exons. Gene Ontology annotation, molecular function: catalytic activity. Bases 1 to 840 code for a protein of 279 amino acids. NCBI's taxonomy places the organism in Eukaryota, Viridiplantae, Streptophyta, Magnoliopsida, Apiales, Apiaceae.